AUAUCAAUGUAGGUGACAUACUGCAAAAUAAGGACACAUUGAUACAAUUAAGUAAAGGUAUCCAAAGGGGUCAUGCUUCAGACUUGGUUAUUGUAUUAUUUGGCGAGAUCUCUCCCACAAUGGCACAAUAGUAAAAAAGAUGUCUCCUUUACGGUCUGAGUUUCAAUAUAAUGCAAAUAUUGGUGAAGGCUUUCUCCAAGACACCAUAAUGGUGCAAAGUUUUAGUGCAGAUGAAAUUUUUUUUACAUUAAAAAUUUUUUUAAGGCAAAUGUUGGUGAAUGCUUUCUCCAACCAAGACCCCAAAAUGUAUUCAAAAAUUUUAAUGCAAAUACGCAAUACAUUGCAGAUGAGUUUUUGUUUUUUAUUGUAUGUGUCAAAAAAAUGUUCUGUUUACAUGUAAAUAAUGCAUAAGUUUAGUGCAAUAGUAAAUUGGGAAUGCUCCAAUAUAUCUGAAGUUAGACAUAACUUUAGGAUGUUAUGCUCACUUCCCCCUUUGACUUUGGAAUUUGUCAUCUACUUAAAUAGUAUCUUUCUUUGGUCAUUUUGGAAUUGCUCAUUUUUAUUCCUUGACUAUAUAAUUCAUCCAAUCUAUUUUCACUCCCAAAAUUCCCAAAAAAUGGACCAACAUUCAGAACUCAAACUCAAGCAGCUGAAAGAAUGUGUUCAAAAACUUGGGUCUUCAACAGAGAAAUAUGGAGACCCAACUUUAAUGAGGUUCCUGAUUGCAAGAUCCAUGGAUGCAAAUAAGGCUGCAAAGAUGUUUGUUUCUUGGCAGAAAUGGAGGGCUUCUUUUGUUCCAUUGGGAUAUAUUCCUGAUUCACAAGUAGUUGAUCAACUUGAUGCUAAAAAGAUUUACUUACAAGGUUUAUCCAAAGACGGAUAUCCUGUUAUGGUUGUUAAAGUUUGCAACCAUUCUCCUGCUAAAGAUCAGCCACAGUUCAAGAAAUUUGUGGUUCAUCUGCUUGACAAAGCAAUUGCAAGUGGCUUUAAUGGAAAAGAAAUAGGAAAUGAGAAGCUAGUAUGUGUUCUUGAUUUAGAUCAAUUGGCUUACAAAAACGUAGAUGUUCGUGGAAUGAUCACUGGAUUCCAGUUCUUACAGUCAUACUACCCAGAGAGGUUAGCGAAGUGUUACCUCCUAAAUAUGCCGUGGUUUUUCGUGAGUGUUUGGAAGGUGGUUUCGCGUUUCCUCGAAAAAGCAACUUUAGAGAAGAUUAUAAUAGUAAGUGAUGAGGAAGGGAAAAGCCAAUUUGUUAGAGAAGUUGGGAAAGAUGUUCUGCCAGAAGAAUUGGGUGGGAAGGCGAAACUCGUUACACUUCAAGACGUUGUACUUCCGUCACUGGGGUUUAACUGUCACUAUACAUAAACGAUUGAUUACUCUUACAGAGUUGACUCUUAAUAAUAUCUAAUGAUUUUGUGUAACCACUCUUGAUUUCUGUUUACAGUUUAUAAUUACUGAUUCACAAUGAUUACGAAGUAAGAAUGACUUAUUUUUAAUGUUUAUAAAAUCAAAAGGGUGAACGCUAUCUUUCCCUUCACCAGACGGAAAGGCGUGACCUCACUUAUGGUAUC
Erigeron canadensis is the source of this 1569-nucleotide messenger RNA. Its product is annotated as sec14 cytosolic factor-like. Lineage: Eukaryota; Viridiplantae; Streptophyta; Magnoliopsida; Asterales; Asteraceae. The coding region runs from base 404 to 1363 and encodes 319 amino acids. The transcript is spliced from 6 exons. The record is from RefSeq and is a predicted model, not a curated record.